Linnemannia hyalina is the source of this 816-nucleotide messenger RNA. Lineage: Eukaryota; Fungi; Mortierellomycota; Mortierellomycetes; Mortierellales; Mortierellaceae. The record is from the annotation of a GenBank genome assembly.
AUGCUGCGAACACCUUUCAGGACAACCACAAGGACACUCGCCCGUCUGUCCACCACACCCAAGACCGCAAUUACUACUGCCACCAGCACCCCUGCUGUAUACAGUCGCCUCUUCAGCAGCAACACCAUACUCCGAUCCCUUCACAACAACGACAAUGACCACAAAGAACAUCCCGGUAAAGCCGGCAAUGCUGCUGCUGCUGGCGCUGGAGUCCUCCGCCAAAAGAAUGUUCCCACACCCGGAACAAUCGAAGACGCCGACAGCGCCAUUUCCGGAUUCAUGAACAUGUUCAACGAAAGGGAUUCCCGCACAGUCUCCGUCACCACCUGCACAAAGCAUGGCUUUGUCACCACCGAAGCCAUUGCUCUUCAGGGACCCGUCCUCUGUAUCGGAGGCCAGGUCUUUCUCUGGGAUAUUUUCAAAGAGGGCGGAGCUGUCGACAAGUACUUGAAGAAAACGAACACCGCCGCCUCAUCAUCACCAACAUCUAGUUCGACGACGGCGACACCACAGCAACCAGCGCGUUCUAUUUUUGAGACCAUGGACGAGGAUACUGCCAAGGAGAUAUUUAAAGUCUUUGAGUUGAUGAACCCCCGACCAGAAAUCUUGAUUGUGGGAACUGGAAAGGCAUUCGCGCCCUUGAGUCCGGCAGUCAGAGCCGUGGUCCGUAGCCUCGGUCUUCAAGUCGACAUGAUGAGCACCGCCAAUGCUGCAGCGACAUACAACAUGUUGGCAGAAGAAGGACGCGAAGUAGCCGCCGCCUUGUUACCAUUGGAACCAUCAACAGCUCAAGUCAUUCGCAACAAUCGUCAAUAA